UGCUGACGCAUACUUUGUAAUUCCAACACAAAGUACAGAAAGCUUUCAGAACUGGAACACCUACACACCGUCAAAAAGCAAAAAAACGAAGUUAUUUUUUCGGCUUAUUCCAAAGAAAACCGGUCGCAACUAUGGAACCAAAUAGCUCAACUCAUUUGCUGGAUUUGUGAAGAGCUUACACUGAGGCGGAGAUGAAGAGGGGUCCGUAAACAACUGCAAACAAUUUACAUCCUCAAGUGCCUCUGGAUAACAUCGCCCAAGAAAAGAGGAGAAGGGGUCAAGGGGCUGCAGCAACUUCUGUCAAUCUGUUUCGGCUGGUGUUUUCGGAGGAGCAGCCUAGAAUAAGAAAGGGCUGAUGUCCACAUUUCUCGAACGGUGUGACACAGACACAAGAGCCUCGGAUGCUGCCAUCGACUCUGAGCCACCUUCGGGGAGACACAGCACCAACGGAAUGAGGUCAAAACCAUGCCAGUGUCAAUGUGUAGGCUUCUGCCUGUCACUCCUCGGGUGGCUGUGCUCCUUGGCAGCCAUAGUGCUGCCUCAGUGGCUGACCAGGAACACCGACUUGUUACAGAGUGAGACAUUCUUCAUCGGCAUGUGGGAAACAUGCGUUGCCCAGGAUGAGGGUCCAGUCCAGUGCAAGGGGUACGACAGCCUGCUCGGCCUGCCAGAUGACAUUCAGCUCACUCGAAUUCUCAUGUGCGUGUCUGUGGCACUCGGCCUGUUAGGUUUGCUCUUCUCCCUGUCUGGAUUGGACUCCAUCGCCUGCUUCAGUGACCAGGAGGCUACCAAGGGGAGGUUAGCACUCAGCGGGGGUGUGUCCUUCCUGCUUGCUGGAGUUACAACCCUAGCCCCUGUGUCAUACCUGGCCCAUGUGACUGUGGUCAACUUCUGGGAUCCCGCCGUCCCUCAGUUUGUGCCACGGUGGGAGUUCGGUCCGGCCUUGUUUGUCGGUUGGCUGGGUGGCUUCCUUCUCUUUUUUGGAAGUCUCCUGUUAGUCACAUCCCAGUGCUGCUUCCGAAAAGUUAAAGGGAACAUCCAGCUGGAACCACGGACUGUGAAGAGAGCCUUGUGGCACAAAACAGAGUAUGUCUGAUUGUAAAGGGGAUACAAUGAACAAGAAGUCAAUUGCCUUAA
Stegostoma tigrinum is the source of this 1137-nucleotide messenger RNA. Its product is annotated as putative claudin-24. Gene Ontology annotation, biological process: bicellular tight junction assembly; cell adhesion. Gene Ontology annotation, molecular function: structural molecule activity. Bases 356 to 1096 code for a protein of 246 amino acids. The record is from RefSeq and is a predicted model, not a curated record. NCBI's taxonomy places the organism in Eukaryota, Metazoa, Chordata, Chondrichthyes, Orectolobiformes, Stegostomatidae. The transcript is spliced from 2 exons. Gene Ontology annotation, cellular component: bicellular tight junction; plasma membrane.